Messenger RNA from Phlebotomus papatasi, 893 nucleotides. RefSeq names its product putative defense protein 3. The coding region runs from base 165 to 644 and encodes 159 amino acids. Gene Ontology annotation, molecular function: oxidoreductase activity, acting on metal ions. The transcript is spliced from 3 exons. NCBI's taxonomy places the organism in Eukaryota, Metazoa, Arthropoda, Insecta, Diptera, Psychodidae. The record is from RefSeq and is a predicted model, not a curated record.
CCAUUCUUUGGUCGAAGCCGCGUGGUUUGGAUGCGAAAGAGUGGGAAUUAGUAAGGUGAUCUCGAGAGGGGAUCCACCUUUAAAUGCCCUGGCCAUUUGUCUUGAGCCAUUUAGUCAGAGUGUCUGAGAGAGGAAAAUCCAGUGAAAGCUCAGUGAAGUGAAAGAUGUUCAGAAAAGUGCUUUUAUUGUUGUCUUUUGUGGUGUCCCUAACAUUGGGUUUGCCGGAUGGAGCUCCUCCAGACACGUGCGUGAAAAAUAAUCGACCAAAUCAUGGGAAAACCACGUCUCAGCCAAUUCACACCCUCCCCUAUCAAGUGGUCGCCAGUUCAAACACCUACUCACCAGGAAGUACCAUCCACGUAACAAUAUCCGGAGGAGAUGUCUUCCGUGGUUUCUUCAUUCAAGCCCGAGAUGCUCAGACCAAUGAAUGGAUUGGUGAAUGGCAACAGAGUGCCAAUACCCAGACCAUUCCUGAAUGUAGUUCAAUCACGCACGCUGACCCAAAAGACAAAGUCCAAGCCACACUGAUCUGGCAAGCACCGUCAAAUAAACAGGGACAGGUGUACUUUACGGGGGCCGUGGUGAAAGAUUAUGGAACAUAUUGGACCGACAUCAUCGCCCAAAUUCCCGUCUACCAGCACUAGAUUUAAUUUUUUUUGCAUGCAACAAAUUGUACGCCAAAAUUUGUGAAUUUUGCAGAGGAUGAAAGGCCAACAGCAUGGAAUUGUUUUAUCGUCUGUUUCAAUAUUUUCUCAUUUCUUUCACAUGCGUUUUCUUUCUUUCUUUUUUUUCCUUUUCACCUUUUACACACUGUGUGUGGGCUACAAAUAAAAUUCAAUUCACAUGUGAACAAGAUCCAGAGGAAUAAAUAAGAAACGAAUUCUCUGUACCUA